Molecule: messenger RNA, 4312 nt
Organism: Perca fluviatilis (European perch)
Lineage: Eukaryota; Metazoa; Chordata; Actinopteri; Perciformes; Percidae
Gene: fech
Product: ferrochelatase
Exons: 10
Coding region: 133-1191 (352 amino acids)
Biological process (GO): heme biosynthetic process
Molecular function (GO): protoporphyrin ferrochelatase activity
Source: RefSeq, a predicted model, not a curated record
UUUUCUUCUUCUGCUUUAGUUGCCAGGAGCAGCGUCAGUCUAAGUGUAAGGAAACGCUCCACUGCUGCUGCUUUAGCCCAGGCUGCGACUCCAGAAACACAGCAGAACAGGAAACCUAAGACGGGCAUCUUGAUGCUGAACAUGGGAGGACCUGAGAAACUAGAAGAUGUUCACGACUUCCUGCUGCGGCUCUUCAUGGACACAGACCUGAUGAAACUCCCUGUACAGAGUAAGCUUGGCCCGUUCAUCGCCAAGCGCCGCACGCCAAAGAUCCAGGAGCAGUACAGUAAGAUUGGAGGAGGCUCGCCCAUCAAACACUGGACUUCCAUGCAGGGAGAGGGCAUGGUGAAGCUGCUGGACGAGAUGAGUCCUGAGACAGCUCCUCACAAGUUCUACAUCGGUUUCCGGUACGUUAAGCCGCUGACGGAGGAGGCCAUCGAGGAGAUGGAGAGAGAUGGGGUGGAGAGAGCUGUGGCCUUCACACAGUAUCCUCAGUACAGCUGCUCCACCACAGGCAGCAGUCUGAACGCCAUCUACCGUUACUACAGCAACAGAGGCGACAGGCCAAAAAUGCGCUGGAGUGUCAUCGACCGUUGGCCCACACACCCUCUGCUGGUGGAGUGUUUUGCAGAACACGUCAGAAACGAGCUUCUGAAGUUUCCAGAAGAGAAGAGAGACGACGUUGUCAUUCUGUUCUCAGCACACUCCCUCCCUAUGGCUGUUGUAAACAGAGGCGACCCAUAUCCUCAGGAAGUGGGAGCCACCGUUCAGAGAGUCAUGGAGAGACUGGGACACUGUAACCCUUACAGACUAGUGUGGCAGUCCAGGGUGGGGCCCAUGCAGUGGCUCGGCCCCCAGACGGACGAUGUGAUUAAAGGUCUGUGUGAGCGUGGGAAGAAGAACCUCCUGCUGGUGCCCAUCGCCUUCACCUCGGACCACAUAGAGACUUUACACGAGCUCGACAUCGAGUAUGGGCAGGUGCUGGGGGAGGAGUGCGGGGUGGAGAACAUCAAGAGAGCAGAGUCGUUGAAUGGGAACCCUCUCUUUAUGAAGGCUCUGGCAGACCUGGUCAACACCCACCUGAAGUCCAACGAGGCCUGUUCCCGUCAGCUGACCCUCCGCUGCCCGCUGUGCACCAACCCCACCUGUGGGGAAACCAAGGCCUUCUUCGCCAGCCAGCCAACCUCAUAGAAACACACACACACACAUACACACACACACACACACACACACACACACACACACACACACACACACACACACAUACACACACGCUAUAGUGCCCUUCCUGCAGCAGUGCUACCUGUGAAAGAAACUUAAGGCCUUCUUCGAUAAACAGAAGACUCAUAUACACACACACACACACACGCACACACGCACACACACAUACACACACAAACACACACACAUACACACACACACACAUACACACACACACACAUAAACACACACUGUGUCUCCAGUAUUAGUGUCAGUUACAUAGAAAAACAUAACAUGAGGGACCUGGGGGAAAUGGUUUCUGCGAAUACAUUUUGACGUUUGUUUUAUUGUACCUACAUGUCGGACGGGAGGAGUUUAACCACAGCGAGUACCUUACCUUACUUACUUAAUGGGAAAAAUACACCAACUCAAUCCAAAAUUGGCAUUUUAGUAGCAUUUAGUAUAUCGCAUUUUAAUAAUCAAACGAAAUGCUAAUAUUAGAAUUUGAAUACACAGACGAAUACAAUUUUAUUUUUGGUUUUUGGUCUUUUCAUGGGAUUUGUAGACACUAAGAAGAAAGAAAAUCUUCUAAUAUCUACAUCUUAACACUCACUUCAGAUAAUUCAUGAUUCCAUAAAUGCCUCCCAACCGGCACACCACACAGAUUAAAGCAAACGCGAAUUGCGGACACCAUUUUGCAAAAAGUCUGCCAAGGUAAAAGAACUGACACUGUGCAGGAACUGCUCACAUCCCAUCAACGCUACAGAAAACAAAAGCCUUGCACUAUUUUUUUUUUUGUGCGUCUUUUAUUGCAGCUCUUCUGGUUACAUUCCAUGCGAUCGGCCCCUGUAAACCCCCAUCAGAGACAAUGACACUGGAACUGUCCUAUAACAACAAGAUUCAGUAUGCGUUCUUUAAAAAAAAUACUGUGUAGAGAAGUAGCACAAUUAAGUAGGAUUAGAGUUUAGUUUUAAUGUAGAUUCACUUUGACUUCGGUCUGCCUAAACCACUUCUUCCACUCACUCCUCCCCUGAUCACAGGGCAGUAACUAAAUGUGAAGACCUAAUCUAAUUAGUCAUAAGGUUGAAGGUUUAAAGGUUUAUUUAUUUAGUUUUGCCGUCAGGUGCUACAGCUCCAUAAAAUGUCUUGAAGUUCACAGGUUUGAUUUAUCUGCUGUCCCAUUCGGCAUGAGACUCCCUAAUAAUGUGUAAAGGUCAAAAUAAAACCGUAACACUUUUUAUGGGUAGUACUCGGUACCUCUAACCCCGUCCUUCCACUGUUUUUGUCCUGUGAUACCAUGAGAAUGUGCCUUUUACACCGGCUAACUAGAAAUACUGGACUUGUGCUUUAUGUUUUUUUUUUACGUGUGCUUAACCAAAAUGCUGACAGGAAAAAUCCACCUUGAAAUCUGAAUUUCCCAGUGUUUUGUAUUCCAAACUUCCGUAAAUGAACUCCGAACUGUACAACUUUAGCAAAUGGCAAGCUAACUACAUAGAAGGCGAACUAGCGAGCAUAGAAGGCGAGCUAAGUGUUAGCAAACGGGUAGCGUAAUUUCUGCAAAGACUUCGUCGCUUGCAGUUGCAUAUAAUACAAUAUCCAAUAUCUGAGGACAGAAGCUGUACAACGUGUAGCCUCUAUCUGGUUUUUACUUUUGAACAAACCGCUACAAAUAUGUAACCUGAUAAAAACGGUAGCUAACGUAGACUACCUAUAUGCUGUGAGUACAAGGCUAAUCCACAAACACUUCGUCUUCCCGUUCUCCUCCAGAUGUGGCGCAAAUAAGCAGCAGCAACGCUCGCUUGCUAGCUUAUUAGCUCGCUUGCUAGGGAGCCAGCUAACCUGUGCAUUACUAGUGCUCACAUGCUUGCUAGUUAGCUCACUAACUUGUGUAGGUGCAGCCGUUCUGAAGAUAAUGUGAAAGAACAUACAAGAUAGCUGUUGACUUAUUGAUAGUCUGAGCUUGAUUUUUCAAAACCAAAAAAAGCAGACCCUCAGAAAUGUUAUUCUCCCAAUAACCGUUAAUGAAGCUGCUUGAAGACCCUUGAGGUCUUUAGCGUUUUACUUUGGAAAGAGCUCGUCACAAUCGGAUCAGCCUUUUUCCAGUAAGUACAGACCGUAUACAUUGGAGCUUUUGGAUGUGCUUGCCAUUGAUUACCAACGACGUUGGGAGAGACACUUUAUAAUUUAGAAAGAUUUACAUCUUUUUAUCUUAAUGUGUAGCUAUAUUGGACCUACUACCAGCACUUGCAGCUUCCAAAUUUAUGUUUCUCUUAGUCACUCUUUGAACAUGGUUACACCUAAAUGUCAACAAUUGUUGCAUUUAUUGUACUGUUCUUUUAGUUGGUAAAUCUCUCUGCUUCCACUGUGUAAUGCAUACAUGCACAUUGCAACACAUAUCCUCAUUCAAUACAAACAGCACUACUUUGUGCUUUCAGUGCUCUUCCACAGGUUUGAAAGUGAUGGUUAUGUUUUUGAGGAAUAAUUUACCCAGAGUUCUGUGUUUUAUGUCAGUGGGUCCAUGUGGCAGCUCAGUUGAAAUUGGGUUCAAAUGAGUAUUUCUCCUUUUUUUUUGUGCAGAGCUGCUAGCUGAUCCCACAGACAUUGAGCUAAAAUAAGCCAGUCUCGAUGUUAUAAGAUCCCAUCAAACUGCGGCAUCAGUAACACAAAAGUAAAAUUCCUCAAAAAACCUGUCACUUUAAUACAACUAUAUCUAACUACCAAUUUGUGCAGAAUGUGAUGGGUGGGUUUUUCCUCAACCAACAUGUUUCUCAUUUAUUUUGAAUUAUACUCUGUGUCCGGUUUGACAAUUCUGUGUGUUUAAGAGUUUUACUCGGUGUGUGUGUGUCUGUGCGCUUAGCUAAAAAUGCAUUUAGCAGAGUUUGCGUUGUACAUAUAACAAAGACGCUACAGCUUUGUUGCAGCUCAAGCGUACUUUUUUGGUUGGAAUUAUUUAUUUUUGGUCUUUUGUUUGUGUUCCAGACCACAUACUGUCUCCAUUGUUUGAACUUUUUAAUUAUUUUUUUUUAUAUAUAUUUGAGGGACAUGGUAUUAGCAUUGCGAUUACAGCAUUGUAAAUUAAAUACAAUAAAAGAAAACAGCGACUGGUGUAAGA